Brassica rapa (field mustard) is the source of this 549-nucleotide messenger RNA. RefSeq names its product NADH dehydrogenase [ubiquinone] 1 beta subcomplex subunit 2. Gene Ontology annotation, cellular component: respiratory chain complex I; mitochondrial inner membrane. NCBI's taxonomy places the organism in Eukaryota, Viridiplantae, Streptophyta, Magnoliopsida, Brassicales, Brassicaceae. The record is from RefSeq and is a predicted model, not a curated record.
UCUUUUAAUGGGCUUUUAAUUGGGCCGACGCCUUUUAAGUAGAGGCCUUGUCAAAAGACAAAAGUCAACGAGCCGCCAUUGAACUGAAUCUCAGGUACCUUGGAUUUUGUCAAAUCGGAGACUGAAACUGCCUUGCGAAUGGGUGGAGGAGGUAUAACAUACAAGGGGGUCACCGUACAAACUCCCAAGACGUGGCACACCGUCGCCGGAAAGGGCUUGUGCGGUGUAAUGUGGUUUUGGAUUCUGUACAGAGCAAAGCAAGAUGGUCCUGUAGUCAUGGGAUGGAGGCACCCGUGGGAUGGUCAUGGUGAUCAUCAAUAGGUCUCGUUGAGCCUUUGAAGAUCAUGGCGAAAAAUGAAUAUUUUGCUUUUUUCAGCUUCGUAUGUCGAAAUAAAGAGAAUUGUGAAAGAAGACGUGAAUUGUUUUUGUACACAAGUUUCUAAGACAUGCUGCUUAUGUUCUAAGUUGCUACUUGGAUUGCACUUCAUUGAUGUUGUUUUGCUGUCUACAAAUGAAUUUGAAAUAAAACCGGUCGCGAGAUUCAUGUUA